Scomber japonicus (chub mackerel) is the source of this 1388-nucleotide messenger RNA. It is a transcript of the gene ada, whose product is annotated as adenosine deaminase. Gene Ontology annotation, cellular component: cytosol; external side of plasma membrane. The coding region runs from base 1 to 1191 and encodes 396 amino acids. The transcript has 11 exons. The record is from RefSeq and is a predicted model, not a curated record. Gene Ontology annotation, molecular function: adenosine deaminase activity. Gene Ontology annotation, biological process: adenosine catabolic process; purine ribonucleoside monophosphate biosynthetic process; hypoxanthine salvage. NCBI's taxonomy places the organism in Eukaryota, Metazoa, Chordata, Actinopteri, Scombriformes, Scombridae.
AUGCAUAUAACAGUCAGACUAGCAGCGCUACGCUACGGCUCUCCAGUCCUCAUCAGCUCUCUGUGCACCAGCAGGCUCCACGGCAGCCGCAGACUCUUCACGAUGGCCGAGCACUCCUCUGAAAAAGUGGUAUUCAACAAGCCAAAGGUUGAGCUGCAUGUGCAUCUCGACGGCGCCAUCAGGGUGCAGACUAUCCUCGAUGUUGCCAAGAGACGCGGCAUAUCUCUGCCGGCAACCACCGUGGAGAAGAUGACAGAGGUCAUCAUUGUCCAAAAGCCUGCCACCCUCACCGAGUUCCUGGGGAAGUUUGCCGAGUACAUGCAUGUGAUUGCUGGCGACAGAGAGGCCAUAAAGAGGAUAGCUUAUGAGUUUGUUGAGGACAAAGCAAAGGAAGGAGUGAUUUACGUGGAGGUCAGAUACAGCCCGCAUUUUCUGGCUAACACUAAAGUGGAUCCCAUCCCCUGGAACCAGACAGAAGGCAACCUGAGCCCGGAGGACGUGGUGCAUUUGGUUAACACGGGCCUCAGUGAGGGGGAGAGGGCCUUCAAUAUCAAAGCCAGGUCCAUUCUAUGCUGCAUGCGCCACAUGCCAAGCUGGUCCAUGGAUGUGGUGGAGCUGUGUAAGAAAUACCGCCACGAGGGAGUGGUGGCUAUUGACCUGGCAGGUGAUGAGUCACUCAACUGUGAAGCCUAUCCAGGACACAGGAUGGCCUAUGAGGAAGCAGUGAAUUCUGGGAUCCACCGAACGGUACAUGCAGGAGAGGUGGGCCCAGCAUCUGUGGUGAAGGAGGCUGUAGAAGUGUUGAAAGCUGAACGGAUCGGACACGGUUACCGAACCCUGGAGGACCAAACCCUGUACAAACAACUGCUGGCUCAAAAAAUGCAUUUUGAGGUGUGUCCCAUUUCCAGUAAGCUGACAGGUGCCUGCGACCCAGACUUCACCAAGCACCCCGUCAUCACGUUCAGGAAGGACAAAGCCAACUACUCCCUGAACACAGAUGACCCUUUGAUCUUCAACUCAACCCUGCACCUCGACUACAGCACCGCGCAGAAAUACAUGGGAUUCACCGAGGAGGAAUUCAAAAGACUGAACAUCAGCUCAGCAGAGUCGUGCUUCUUGCCUGCGGAUGAGAAGGAAGAGCUCCUCAACAGACUGCGCGAGGCCUACGGGACAGAGGAUACUGCCUUUUAAAAACAAUCACUGAUCACUGACAAGGAAGUCUAAAGGAGAAAAUGUGACCUAACCCAGGGACAAAUCGCUCUGAACCCUUAAUCUCCCCCACCUGACACAAUGCAAUGUCUUUUUUUUUUCCUCUUUGUAACCAGACAAAGCCUUUAGGAUAAAAUAUCAAAUAUAUUUCUUUUUUUUUUUUUUAAAUCACAGAUAUG